Messenger RNA from Ectocarpus sp. CCAP 1310/34, 2889 nucleotides. The record is from the annotation of a GenBank genome assembly. NCBI's taxonomy places the organism in Eukaryota, Phaeophyceae, Ectocarpales, Ectocarpaceae.
AUGGUGAGUUCAGCAUGCACAAAGGCGCACCUGUACCACAGCUUCCUUCAGCUCCCGGCAGAGUUGAUUUCUCUAUGUUUCAAAAACACUAUUCACGUUCUCAAUUCACCUUUUCGCCCGUUGUAUUCGUCAGUGUUUUCUAGAUUGGUGGCGGAAGGGUUUGCGGCUAGAAACGUGACCGUCAGGACCGGAGAAAACCCUUGGAAGGAGCCACCAGCGAAGGUGAUGGAGAAGGGCAUGGCCCACACGGCUGUUUUCCUCAAGGACUUGGAUGACUACGGCAGGGCAUGGUACAACCGCCUCAAGGUUGUUUUGGUUGGAUUGGGCGAGGCAGGGAAGACCAGUAUUGCUACCCGACUCGAAGGCCGACUCGGCUCUAGCUGUCCGAAACCCGAGGAGCGCACCGUAGGCGUGGAGAUACGGGACAUAAAGCUAGGGCCUGGCCCAACCAACGAAGGAAUCGGGCCGAAUGACGAGCUAGACGUCAGCCUCUGGGACUUUGCUGGGCAGAGAGCAUACUACGACACGCACCAGAUGUUCCUCACACCAGGCGCUCUCUUCGUUCUGGUUGUGGAUAUGUUCACAUAUGAGGUGGGGCAGUCAAAGGAGGAUGCGCUCGAGCAGUGGCUUGAGAUUCUGCAGGCCAGAGUCCCGGGUUCCAUUAUGCUGCUCGUGGGAACGCACACCGACUUGUUUAAAGCGAAUGCGGCCGAGUGCACCAGGCGAACGGAUAGCUUCAAGGAAGGUCGGUCAUAUUGUUCUACGUCGUCCAACAACUCCUAUCUUUCUCCGUGGCCAACAGAUGUGGACGACAUCAUGACGCGAAUGCGCUACGAAUGUGACUCAGCCAAGGACCGUGCGGAAGCAGAACUGGGAGAGGGACACACCACGGACUUGAAGGGGAACCCCCGCUACCAACCCCUCCGCGUUGUGCUGGAAGAAGACUUGCUUGCCCUGAACCUUGCUUCCUCGGACUGGCAAGAUAUUGAUCUGCUUCAGCACCGUUUAGAGUACCUUGCCUACAACGGGGGUGCCGAUUUGCGUGGUUCCGGCAGUACACGAGAAGCGGUGGCGCAAAGGCUUCGGGAGGGGAACCCCAAGAAACGUCGAAGCUUCGUCAGAUUCUCGGAGGCCGUAUCGCUUUUUGCCGCGCAGCAAGAGGGAUCCAUGUUGUCUUGGUUGUCGAACUCAUUUCUCCGGGAUAAUGAACCACGGCGCAUAUUUCUCGCCGCUGUCAAGUCACACGAAGCUCACGGCGCGAUUCAUCUGACUGGGGUUGACGGGGGUGGAGGUUCUCAAGAGCAACAUAACACGGGCAUUGGUGCUGCGGCUUCAGCAGCGGACCUCAUCAUCCACGUGAACCCGUCCCGGUUUGCUGAUCUGGUCCGCCGCGUGGUCGACGUUCGGUUGGUAGCCCCGCGGCAGCAGGCUAAGGUGGAAGAAGCGAUGGAGGCAUGCCCGUUAGUACGGUCAUCGCUAUUGACACUGACAGAUCAGCACAAGAGGUUUAUCAAGACGGGAGAGGUGAGCAAAGACUACCUCAAGUUUCUGUGGCUUCGAGACAUGGACUUGCGCGAGGCAAGCCAAGAGGCACCGCCUCUGGAGAUGAGCGAAGCAGACGUCGAGGUGAUGGUGAGUAGCUUGCUUGACGUCCGAUUCAUGUAUCGAGUACGUGAUGGUCAGCACGCGUUCGUGCCGGAUCGUUACGUUGUCGCAAGCUGUCUGCCGAACAAAGCUGGUCCGGAUGUGGAUCCAGGAAAGAUUUUAGAACUGAAGACGGGAAAUGCGAUAUAUUCGCAGAAGCUGAAGCUUGUUAGGGUACAUGCUGUGCCCCCGGGGCUGGUGCCUCGGUUGCUGUCGUGCCACUUGGUGUUGCUGUACGAGGUUCGGGCUACUGAUGGAACAUCGUGGAUUGAAUGCCACGCAAGGGGAAACGUGUUCGACGAGAGUGCGAGGACGGCUCUGAAAGACAUCGGCGACCAGGUUGACGAGCUGAUCAGCGAUCACAAGAACAGGUUCCCCGGCCUUGGCCUUGUCCGUAGUGGAGAGUCCGAGGAGACAGUUGUCUAUUCGGACAGUGACCACAAGGCUUUGUUGGAGCGUAUCGUGGACGUACAGAGGGACCAGAUGAACGUCAAGCUCAUGAUGGAUAGAAGCAUGAGGCAGGAUGUGGCCUUCCUGCGGUGGCCGAUCCCCCGCCUGGUGUGCGUGCUCCCCGCCCCCGAGAGCGGGGCGAAGCCCCUUGAGGAGGGAGAUAGGUCAUUCGAGCAGUGGUCCGCCACCCUGCGGAACUGGUGCCUCGGAGGGAAGAGGACGGGCAAGGGGUUUGCCACGCGAAAGCUGCGGAUGUUCUUCCUCUGCCCGUACGACAGGAGCAUCGCCGAGUGCGGCCCCGGAGGGCAAGGCUACGAGGUGACAGAAUUGGUGGAAUGGGCAAAGAAAGCGAUGCCGUCUGCGAAGGUAGGUCUGGCUCUCGCCUCAAUCGCGCUCAGGGUGUGCAUUGGCCUUGCAAUUCCUGAGGUGGACUUCAAGGCAACCCUUGGGACAAAAGCCGGCGGUGCCUUGUCCACGUUCGCCGAGGAAUCACUGCACUCGGGCGUCGAGUCUGUGGCGAGCAUCGCCGGGGAUAGACUGGACGGCGGCAGGGCCGAGGGGCUGCCCCAUGGGGCCGGAGGGCAUGGGGCACAACAGGAAUGGCCUUCCCCUAUGCAAGGGAUCACCUACGAAACACUCAAGGAGGUUAUCAAGAGUUUCGAGGUGGAUGGAAUGCGGCACAGGUCUCCCUUCCCGAGCUUCGACGUCAAGAUGCGUCUCGUGGACAGGGGUGGGCGAGGAGCAGAGUGGGCGUGGGUAAGGACCAAGAACAUUGACCAGUUCGUGGGUGCGUGA